Rotaria sordida is the source of this 603-nucleotide messenger RNA. The record is from the annotation of a GenBank genome assembly. NCBI's taxonomy places the organism in Eukaryota, Metazoa, Rotifera, Eurotatoria, Philodinida, Philodinidae.
AUGGAGUUCUAUUUAAAAGAAUUAAUUGAUGCAUACAAAAAAAACAAUAACAAUAAUGCUUGUAUUUGCAUUGAUUUUCGAGAUGAAACACUUUUAUUCGAUACAUACAAUAUUGAUCAAUAUACUGAAAAUGAACAACGUCAAAUAAUCGAACGGUUCUUUUUUAAAUACAUCGAUUUAAUAUCUGAUUCUUCAUGUUUAUUUAAUAUAAUUCUUGAUCAUCUCUAUGCUGGUGAUUAUAUAUUUCUUUCAACGAAUAUGAAAUCUUAUUUAUUUGAAUCACUUGAAUUAUGUCCACCAAAACAAUAUCUUUCAUGGAUAUAUAAAAUACUUGAUAAUGAAGAACAAAUGUCGAAAAUAAAUAUUCAAGCAUUUACAACAUAUGUUGAUAUGAAACGAAAACGUGGUUUAACAAAUGGUGAAAUACGUUAUACAAUAAUAUGUGAAUCAUCAACAAAAUUACUUGAAUUAAUUUUAAGUAAAAUCUAUCGUGAUCGAUUAACAUCAAAACAAAUAUGGUUAGCUGUAUUUCGUUUAAAACAAAAUUUAUCAAUGACAAGUCUACAAAAAGAUAUAUUUAACGAAUGGCUUGGAAUUGUUUAA